GAUUCAUAUUUUCUUUCUUCUAAUCGAUAUUGUAAUAUUUGCCAUAAACAGUACAUGUUCGUAGAGGAUUCCAAUCCCGCAUACACAACAACAGGUCAAGCUUCAUUAGUGUUCCAGAUUAUCAAUCAGCGGGAAGACUUCUCGUUUGCACUUUUUACUGGCGGGUUGGAGAGUCCAAAGUUGAUAUCUGCUUCAUCUCCUAUAUCAUUUGCAAACCCCAAAGCUCCCCUUUAUCCGCGUCUUGCUCAAGGGAAGGCUUGGAAUGAGAUGACGAUAACAUGGACAAGUGGCUACAGCAUUGAUGAAGCCACUCCAUUUGUUGAGUGGGGUUGGAAGGACGGCCAAAGCACAUAUCUCUCUCCGGCAGGAACAUUGACAUUUUCUCGUAGCAGCAUGUGUGGUGCACCUGCACGUACUGUUGGAUGGCGUGAUCCUGGUUUUAUACACACUAGUUUCUUAAAGGAUUUGUGGCCUAACACCAUGUACGUUUACAGGAUGGGCCAUAGGUUGUCCAACGGCUCUAUUAUUUGGAGCAGAAUGCAUUCUUUCAAAUCAUCUCCUUAUCCUGGACAAGACUCGUUGCAACGUGUUAUUAUAUUUGGAGACAUGGGGAAGGGUGAACGCGAUGGUUCAAAUGAUUAUGCUAAUUACCAGCCCGGAUCACUCAUGACUGCUGACCGACUAUUGAGUGACCUUGAUAACUUUGAUAUAGUAUUCCAUAUCGGUAAUCUAGCAUAUGCAAAAGGAUAUAUCUCGCAGUGGGACCACUUUACAGCACAAAUUGAACCGAUUGCUUCAAAAAAACCUUAUAUGGUUGCAAGUGGCAACAAUGAACGAGAUUUUCCUAAUUCGGGAUCCUUCUAUUUGACUUCUGAUUCAGGCGGGGAGUGUGGUGUGCCCGCUGAGACCAUGUUUUACGUUCCUGCGAAAAACAGAGCUAAGUUUUGGUACUCAACAGAUUAUGGCAUGUUUCAUUUCUGUAUAGCAGAUUCAGAGCAUGAUUGGAGGGAAGGUUCGGAACAGUAUGCAUGGAUAGAGAAAUGCUUUGCAUCAGUUGACAGGCAAAAACAGCCGUGGCUGAUCUUUGCUGCUAACCGUGUCCUUGGCUAUUCUUCUAGCAAUCGGUAUGCCAAGGAGGGUUCAUUUGAAGAACCCAUGGGAAGAGAACACUUGCAGAAGCUGUGGCAGAAAUACAAGGUGGAUAUCGCAUUUUACGGACAUGUACAUGGGUAUGAGAGAACGUGUCGUAUAUACCAGAAUCAAUGUGUCGACAAGGAAAGAUUCAACUAUUCUGGUACCGUAAGUGGGACAAUUCACGUUGUUGUUGGUGGAGGCGGGAGCACGUUGUCGGACUUUAGCGAGAUUAAUACGGAUUGGAGUCUCUAUAAAGAUCACGACUGGGGGUUUGUGAAACUAACGGCGUUUAACCACUCUUCGCUGCUGUUGGAGUACAAGAAGAGUAGAGAUGGAGGGGUGUAUGAUAGCUUCACAAUCUCAAGGGACUACAAAGAUGUUUUGGCAUGUGUACAUGAUGGUUGUGGUACUUCCACUGUGGCAACCUGAACCUAUGUUAUACAGGCCUUUGCCACUUUAAGCUUAUAUGCACAACAAUAAAAACCAUAUGCUGUCACACAUCUUAAAAGGGUUGAUGGCACAGAUUCUUGUAAUGACUGUUUAUUUAUAUGGAUCGUGU
This is a messenger RNA of Cynara cardunculus var. scolymus (artichoke), 1693 nucleotides long. Its product is annotated as probable inactive purple acid phosphatase 27. The record is from RefSeq and is a predicted model, not a curated record. The coding region runs from base 55 to 1563 and encodes 502 amino acids. NCBI's taxonomy places the organism in Eukaryota, Viridiplantae, Streptophyta, Magnoliopsida, Asterales, Asteraceae. Gene Ontology annotation, molecular function: acid phosphatase activity; metal ion binding. The transcript is spliced from 9 exons.